AUGGCCCCGGUAUCUUCUGGCUCUGGCCAGAACACUCGUGGCCUACGUAGUAGUCGCCGCUUCUUAGGGCAACACGGUUCACGCAGCAGUCCACGGUUCUCGGGACAAGAGCCUAUGCUAGGCAUACCGAUGACUUCAAGAGCAUCAAGAAGGUCAAGGAACCAGACUCCUUCGCCUUCAGAGUCAGCCGCAAAGCUAUUCACUCAAGCACCAAUUGACUCAAACUCUGCUCCGACGCCUUAUAGACGACGCUCAACACAAAAUGUUUCGGCAAGGAAAACCGUUUCAUCUACGACGUCCAUGCCGCCCCAAUCACCAUCCAAGACAAAGAGAACAAUGGCAAGGGCCAACAGUUAUCCAUCUCUACGGCAACUCCCGCUCUCUAGACUGUCCGAUAUUGCCGAAGAUGAGCCAAUAAGUGAUUCUAUGGACAGCGCUAAACCUACCAUUGGUGAUAUGGCCCUGCAAGGUCGUGUUGAGUCUCCUGUGAGACACAAUCACAGCAAGGAACGGCGUAACACCAGCGAUGCAGACGAUGACAUGACUGAAACGAGUAAUGAGAUCCUUUCUUCCAUCGAAACCGGGGAUCCAUCGAACAGCCCGGUUUUUGGCCCGAAAGCAGUCAUCGAAGCACCAGCAGAAUCUUCCCGGCGGCACCUUUACAAGCCUCCCGCCUUUCUGGACAAAGCUCUGCAUUCGGCAAAGUCUGGGCAGCGCACCCUGACCCCUAUGGACAAAAUUGUCCGCCGGAAACUUCGCCGGGAACCUCGCAGCCACGCGCGGAGGAAAGAAAAGUCACAUCAUGCUUCUGGUACGGGCAGGUCCGCGGGACAUCGUGCCGCCACUACUCCGAGCUCGAAUGUGGCGACCUCCUACGAGCAUACUGACGUGCCCAACCCGCCUGCACAACCUGCAUUAACUCCGUCGUCCUGCCAAUCAAUGCUGGUCCCAACUCCUCGUAGCAGGUCACCUACCCCAGGACCAAGCCGUGUUAAGCCCAACAAACGACAACGCACGGACUACGAGUCUGAAAGCAUAGAAGAGCCUCCCACCUACAAGGGGAAAGGUAAGGCGGCCUUAUCACAGAACACGGAUGAGUACAAGGCUGCACUUUACACAGUGAGGUGUAAAGUGGCGGAACAAGAGAGCACUAUUGCCAACCAAAAGUAUAUCAUCACCAGCAAGAGUGAUCUCCUGGCAGUUACAGAAGAAGCUCGCAUCCGUGAGCGUACGGAGCAUGAGCGCUAUCAAAACAACACGCAAAAUCUGGUUCAAUUCCUCGAAUCGCAGCUGGCUUCAGCCACUUCACAGCUUACCACCAAUUUCGCUCACUAUCAGGAACAGCUGAAGGUCCACCAGGACCAGCUACAGACCUGCCAAGUUGAGAUCACCCGUGGGACGUUGGAAAGCGCAUCGAUGCAAGAAAAUCACCAGCAACAGAUGAAGCAGGCAGACAAGAUGUACCAGGACUUAUUGAAGCAGCUGGAGGUCGAGACUUCUUUGAGGGCCAGAGCAGUGGAGGCAAUGAACAGGCAGGCGGAUGCCCAAGUUAUGGAGAGGAAUGUCUCGCAGUAUUCCAUGGCACCGCCACCAUCACCACGGCCUGACCCACAGCCUCAACCACAGCCUCAACCACGACUUGAACAACUGCCUAAACAUGGACGGUUCACAGGGGGAAGUAAUGAAGAUGCCUACCGACGGGUCGGUGCAAACCUGGAUGGAGGACGUGACCAGUCUCCGUCUGCACAGGUGCCGGGGAGCUGGCCAACAGUCCCUGUUCCUGGGCGGAGCUCAGUCCAGUCCAACGUCACUGCCCGAGAAGAUUCUGACCCCCAUUUCGAUCCCAAUCUCGACCAAAACGACCCUUCCGAUUCGAACCGCAAUCACGGACAAGAUCGCCAACCCAGUCAGGCUGCUGGCCAUGGAACGGAUCAUGGCUCCAACCUGAAUGUCAACCAAGGGCAAGAUUGUGUGUCCGUAUCGGAAACUGGGCACAAACAGGUUGGUAACUCGGAAGUGCAUACGGGCCGUCAAGAGAAUUGCCCUUCCAACCCAGACGUUGUUCUUGAACAGGUGUACCCUUCCACCAAUCGUGAACCAGGUCACCUUUCCAUAUCAGAAACCGGCUGUUCGCAGGACGCUCCGUCGAAACCACAUACUAGUCGUCAGCAGGACGACGAGGAUACUCUGGCUGUCGACUCUUCCUCAAGGUCUCCCACCCACAAGGUCUCGUCGACCCCACACCAGGUCCCGCCUUCUUCGCCCAGAGUCUCUUCUUUACCCAAACAAACAGCAGAUAUGAGUUCUACGAGUACACCACCGACGGCUCAACGCGGCCAGACAUCAUCGAUGGAGGAGAAGAACGAACAAAGCAUAGCGCAAAACAUCUCAACCCUCUCACCCGAGCAUACUGAGGAUGUCAUCUUUGCAAGCAGUUCCACUGUUGUUCAACGCGAUUUGACAUCAUCGGCGAGGGAGAUCGGGUUAAAUUCGCUUCCUCCGUCUGGUCUCGAGAAUCAACAAGAUGUGUCAAGCUCUCUGUUGCCUUCUCUACAACUCAACACGCCCAUCAAUGCCGCAGACCUUCCGGAGCGUGCUGUACGUUUCGAAUCAAAUCAGACUGAGUCGAGGACCCGCCGCGACAUGUCUGGAACUCAUCCCGAUUUUCCUCGAGUUUCGAAACCGGCGACCGUUGCCCAGACGCGUGUACUGCCAUCUUCUGACGCAAGUCAAGCAGAAGUACAUGCAUCCCCAUUACCAUCUUCUGAGUCUGUCAACAACUCUCUGCUCCCCCCUAAGAGUAUAGUCCAGACAAUCGAGCGGUCUGUGAUGCCUUCUUCGAGCCGAGGUGAGAAGGCAGUUCCAGUCCCUGCCGUUCACGAAGAUACCGUUAUGAGUAUGCACGAUAGUCCAGGCGCCACCAUGAGUGUCAACCCAGUUCCAGCGCCUGGUGUAGACAUUAGGGAGGGAGAGCUCUCCAUAGAGUCGAUCAUCAGGAUGACUAUGGGGCUCGACCUUGGCGACCACUUUUAG
Messenger RNA from Dothidotthia symphoricarpi CBS 119687, 3033 nucleotides. RefSeq lists its product as uncharacterized. The transcript has 3 exons. Lineage: Eukaryota; Fungi; Ascomycota; Dothideomycetes; Pleosporales; Dothidotthiaceae. The record is from RefSeq and is a predicted model, not a curated record. Bases 1 to 3033 code for a protein of 1010 amino acids.